AUGGUUUUCUCAUCCCCUAAAGAUAUGAUUUCAUGGUGGAGUGGUGGCGCCGGCCUCACCGGGGCUGCGACCUUUGAUCUCACUGUUAGCAGGUCCUCCGUCCUCCUCCGGCUUCCUAUCCCCGAGGAAAGAAAUGACCACUCACUUUGGACGGAUGCUCUCUGUGAAUUCAAAUACCAGGCCCGUGGUUCGUCUCUGCUGGCUGCGUUGCCAAGGGAUGCUAAGCACGACCCGGCUUUGCAUGAGAACCCGACCGCCGGAUACUCCAGGAAUCUUUGGAGAUUCCGUGCCGGGGUGACCCUUGUGAUGAGGUGA
Clonostachys rhizophaga is the source of this 315-nucleotide messenger RNA. The record is from the annotation of a GenBank genome assembly. NCBI's taxonomy places the organism in Eukaryota, Fungi, Ascomycota, Sordariomycetes, Hypocreales, Bionectriaceae.